UUAAUUCUAGCUGUCAUUGGCUCAGAACGCCAGGCGUUCGGAGCAGCCAAUCAACAGCGUCAAUCCCGAGCAUCAGGAGGACAUAAAAGACCCCCGCUUGGCUCUUUAGUAAUCAGUGCCGCUUUGCUUGUCUUGCUGAGAGUGUCUUGUUGGCGCCAUAAUGUCCGGCCGCGGCAAGCAGGGAGGCAAGGCGAGGGCGAAGGCGAAGUCUCGCUCUUCCAGGGCAGGGCUCCAGUUCCCCGUCGGACGCGUCCACCGCCUCCUCCGCAAAGGCAACUACGCCGAGAGGGUGGGAGCCGGAGCCCCAGUGUACCUGGCCGCGGUGCUGGAGUACCUGACGGCUGAGAUCCUGGAGUUGGCUGGCAAUGCGGCCCGGGACAACAAGAAGACCCGCAUCAUCCCCCGACACCUGCAGCUGGCGGUUCGCAACGAUGAGGAGCUGAACAAGCUCUUGGGGGGAGUCACCAUCGCCCAGGGCGGAGUCUUGCCCAACAUCCAGGCCGUGCUCUUGCCCAAGAAGACCGAGAGCCAUAAGACCAAAGGCAAAUGAGAAACAAAUAGUGCCACACCAAACGGCUCUUUUAAGAGCCACCCACUAAUGUCAACGAAGGGGCUGAAAUCUUGAGUCUGGAAGGUGGGGCAUCUACACUGCAAAUUGAAUACAAAUUGCUUUGAAAUUUAAUUAUUUGGCAUAUUUAUAUACUGGCUUUCUCACCCCUGGAGGGUACUCAAGGUGGUUUGCAACAUAGUAAUGACAGAAAUUCAAUGCCAACAUACAAUAGAAAAACAAUAAUUAAACACGAACAUAGCUAUAAAUUAAAAUCAUUAGAACCAUUAAACAUGCACACACAUCUAAACACCAAGACGGCAUUAAAGCAAUGGUUCCCAAACUUGGCCUACCGCCCACAUUCCAGAAAAAAAUAUUACUUGGCACCCCCUAUAAAUUAAUUUUUUAAAAAUUAAAACGGUAAUUAAACAGAAA
Molecule: messenger RNA, 982 nt
Organism: Anolis carolinensis (green anole)
Lineage: Eukaryota; Metazoa; Chordata; Lepidosauria; Squamata; Anolidae
Product: histone H2A type 2-C
Exons: 1
Coding region: 161-550 (129 amino acids)
Biological process (GO): heterochromatin formation
Cellular component (GO): chromatin; nucleosome
Molecular function (GO): protein heterodimerization activity; structural constituent of chromatin; DNA binding
Source: RefSeq, a predicted model, not a curated record